Messenger RNA from Passer montanus (Eurasian tree sparrow), 2844 nucleotides. RefSeq names its product FERM domain containing 3 (gene FRMD3). NCBI's taxonomy places the organism in Eukaryota, Metazoa, Chordata, Aves, Passeriformes, Passeridae. Gene Ontology annotation, cellular component: cytoskeleton. The transcript is spliced from 14 exons. Gene Ontology annotation, molecular function: cytoskeletal protein binding. The record is from RefSeq and is a predicted model, not a curated record. Bases 388 to 1887 code for a protein of 499 amino acids.
GCGGCCAGCCAGCGCCGGGACUCCACUCCCCGCCGGCAGCCUGGGGGUUGUCCCCCGUUUGCAGGGCAGCGGGCAUUCCCACGCGAGUACCGGUCCCCCAGGUGGACUCAAAACCAGGCGAGGCACGCCCGUGGCGGCGAAGACAAACAAUCGCGCUGUCCAUUUCCCUGUGGGCGCUGCCGGCCCGACGAAACGGAGCCGCGCAGGGAGCCCGGGACCGGUGGGGCGGAGAAGCGGGAGGAGCAGAGGGAAACCAAAGGUCAGUUUCUUAUCGAUCACAUCUGCAACUAUUACAGCUUGCUGGAAAAAGACUAUUUUGGCAUUCGAUAUGUUGACCCUGAGAAGCAGAGGCACUGGCUUGAGCCCAACAAGUCCAUCUUCAAGCAAAUGAAAUCUCAUCCACCAUAUACCAUGUGCUUUAGAGUGAAAUUCUACCCACAUGAACCCUUGAAGAUUAAAGAAGAGCUCACCAGAUACCUCUUAUAUCUACAAAUCAAAAGGGACAUUUUCCACGGCCGUUUGCUGUGUUCCUUUUCUGAUGCUGCCUACUUGGGUGCCUGUAUAGUCCAAGCUGAGCUUGGUGAUUAUGAUCCUGAUGAGCACCCAGAGAAUUACAUCAGUGACUUUAAGAUUUUUCCAAAGCAGUCACAAAAGCUUGAGAAGAAAAUAGCUGAAAUGCAUAAAAAUGAAUUCAGAGGUCAGAGCCCAGCUGUUGCUGAAUUUAACUUGCUUCUUAAAGCAAAUUCUUUGGAAACUUAUGGUGUUGAUCCUCAUCCUUGCAAGGACUCAUUUGGGACAACUACAUUUUUAGGAUUCACAGCUGCAGGAUUUGUAGUUUUCCAGGGGAAUAAAAGAAUUCAUUUAUUAAAAUGGUGUGAUGUCUAUAAACUGAAAUUUGAAGGGAAGACAUUUUAUGUGUUUGGAGCUCAGAAAGAGAAGAAGGCUGUGCUGUCAUUCCAUACCUCUACACCAGCAGCCUGCAAGCAUCUUUGGAAGUGUGGGGUGGAGAACCAGGCUUUUUACAAGUAUGCAAAGUCCAGUCAGAUCAAGACAAUGUCCAGCAGCAAGAUAUUUUUUAAAGGCAGUAGAUUUCGAUAUAGUGGAAAAGUAGCCAAAGAGGUUGUGGAGGCAAGCUCUAAAAUCCAGAGGGAACCUCCUGAAGUUCACAGAACGAGCAUUAACCAGAGUCGCAGCUCUCCCUCCUUGAACAAGCAACUCAUAAUCAACAUGGAACCUCUGCAGCCUCUCCUUCCAUCUCCCUGUGAGGAGGAAGAGGCUCCUUUAGAUGAAGGUGUCCAACUGCCAAAGGAAGAGGAGAUUUCAGUACCUGUGACUUCAAGCUCUCCAGUAAAGGAUUCUGGGAAGGAUGUUGAUCUUGCCAUUGAACAGGAAGAGAAGAUGAAAGAGGAACCUUUAACCAUCUCAGAGCUGGUAUACAAUCCAAGCGCCAGCUUGCUGCCCACACCGGUUGAAGAUGAGAUUGACAUGCUUUUUGAUACCUGCCCAAGAGCAGAGAAUGAGAAAGAUGAUACCGAUUCAUUUGAGGAACUUGAAGCAGAUGAAAACGCAUUUUUAAUCGCAGAGGAGGAAGAACUGAAAGAAGCUCGGAGAGCUCUGAGGUGGAGCUAUGACUUUCUAAUGGGCAACAUAGAGGUGAAUGCUUUUGUGAAGAGUUUCUCCAGACUUUUUCUUGUAGGCCUUGGACUACUGUUGUUUGUGUUCCCCCUUUUCCUUGUUCUCUUGGAGUCGGACCUUCAAAUCUCUUUCCUUCACGAAAUCCGCCAGACACCGGAGUUUCAGCAGUUUCAUAUUGAAUAUUACUGCCCCCUUAGGCAGUGGAUGGCUUGCAAAAUAAACUUCAUCCGUGACAUUCUGGGCAGCUUUUAAAUUUUACAUGAAUAUAAUACAACUAAGGGCUAUAUUCAAAAUUUCAGUUAGUGACAGCUUUCCAUAAUGCCCCUGCACCCAUCUGUUGGCAGCUGCCUUCAUAUCCUCAUUUACAGUUUUUAUUACAGACUCUUCAAGUUCUUAAGUUUCCUUUACAUACUUAAGUUGCCAUUUCAGUUACCAGCUUAUACAGUCUCCUUUCAAUAACCAAAAAGAAGCUUUGUUUAAAUUACAUUUCAGACUUCCAGCUCAUUUAUUACAUUAUAUAAGACAGGGUCACAGUAAGUUUCAUUGUCCUUAACCUUUCAAUCCAUGACACUAAGACUGAUGAUAUUGAAAGAAAACCUUUUUGAAUAUACUCCUUAGUGCAACAAUCUCUUCUAACCAAUGCCUAUACAAUCAAUGUUUAUGCUGGGUUUUCGGUUUUUGUUUGUUUUUCUGUUUGUUUUUUUAUAUUUUUAUGUGUUUAAGAUAUUUUGGUAAAUUUUUAGCAAAAGACAACUUAUGAUGUUAUUUAAAUGUACACAUUGGUAAGAAUAAUGCAGAGGGGCAUGCAGGGUGUUUUUAGUGUUUUACCAAUUAUUUGUUUUUAGACUAUGGCUGGAGAAUGAAUUUAAUGUAGCUCUAUACAAAGGGACCCUGUUUGGGAAACACACAGAAAGUUCACAAAAGUUCUGUAGGGGCUGCCUGGGCGAGGUGAAACAACAGCAAGUAUGCAAAAUAAUUUCUGAAAGGUACAGUUCUAAAGCUUGGGGAAGUGAGCAGAACUGAAAUGAUCCUUCCUCUUAUCUGUCAGGUUGUCUUCCACUUUAUCAGUUCUGUAGAAAGUCUUUACAAGAUAGUCCAAGUAUGUUUAGAGAAAGAUUGAGUCUUCAGUCUAAAUGUAGAUUAUUGUACAUAACGGAAGACAAUAAUAGUAAGUAGCAAAAAAAAAAAAAAAAAAAAAAAGAAAAAAAA